Bursaphelenchus okinawaensis is the source of this 1222-nucleotide messenger RNA. The record is from the annotation of a GenBank genome assembly. Lineage: Eukaryota; Metazoa; Nematoda; Chromadorea; Rhabditida; Aphelenchoididae.
AUGUUAGAUUAUGGAGAAUCGGCUGGUUUUAAGCAUCUUGUCUUUGGCAACGUAUCUGGAUGCAAUAUUGACGAUCCACAUUUGCCUACAUUUAGUUUAUUUGACAGGGUAGGGUUGUAGGUUCAAUUUAUAAUUAGGUAGUCAAGAAAAUCGCCCCCACACUUGCGACCAGCUCUGACUGCAAGCUCUUUCGUCCUAUGUAAUUCUUCUUUAUCAUUGAAAAAAAGAAUUGAAGCUUGUAACGUAUCAUACAGUACUAUGACACAAACAGGGCAUUUGCAGGGUAAUGCAGGGCAUAGGCCAAGCCCUGCCCUGUUCCAAUGUAUACCAUGCCCUACCACGCCCUGUAAAAAAAUUUUGAAACAUGCCCUAUACCAUGCCCUACCAUGCCCUGUGGUAGGGCAUGGUACAGGGUACCCUGCCCUGCGUCCAACCCUGAUAAUACUUCUUACCAGUGACUCCCAAGCUUACUAUAUAUUCUUUUAAUUUUCAGGGGAAGAAGAGUCUUCAAACCCGUGAAUUAAUAUCCAAAUGUGGUUUACUGUUUAACGCGCUUUGUUUGAUCUAUUUUGGCAUUGUAACGUGGAAGAAUAUGCGGAAGCAACUUGAGUUCCUCUCCACGAACACAAAACGCCUAAUUGUCAACUUCAACUUGGUGUUGACAUUACAAGUAGGUCGAAAUACAUAUGUAACUUACAAGUAGCACGUACUCUUAUAACAUUUGUACUGUAUGCCAAUACAUAUAGUAUACAUACAUAUAGUCUGGCGUCUGAAGCCCACUCUUUGUAAAUACGUUUGAUAUGUAGCUUAUAAGUUGUGCUGGUGUAAGCGGAUGCAACCAAAGAAUAUCUCGCACACCAACUUAUUACCGCUGGCUUUGUAGUUUAAAGGAUUUGUAAAGAUAGAGGGGGGGGGGAGGGCAGAGUAGAGUGCAACACUUUUAAAAUAUGUCUUACAGUUGUUCAUUUAGGCCCUUUUACCGCUGCUUUUCACAAUUUUACCAUCCGUCGUUUACUUGGCACAUAACCAGCCUACAUCGUGGAAGAAAGUCUCCGCAACAGUUGCUUUCGUAGGCUCAAUAAGUAGCCCGACCUUGGACGCGUUGAUAGUUUUAUUUGUUAUGCCAUCUUUCCGACGACGAGUCGUUUCUUACUUUCCUAUAAAGACAACUUCAAACGUCACGACGGUAGUGCAUUUGGACUCGUUUCGAACAACGUUUUGA